Molecule: messenger RNA, 492 nt
Organism: Lodderomyces theae
Lineage: Eukaryota; Fungi; Ascomycota; Pichiomycetes; Serinales; Debaryomycetaceae
Product: glutathione peroxidase
Exons: 1
Coding region: 1-492 (163 amino acids)
Biological process (GO): response to oxidative stress
Molecular function (GO): glutathione peroxidase activity
Source: RefSeq, a predicted model, not a curated record
AUGUCCAAAUUCUACGACUUAACUCCACUCGACAGCAAGGGAAACCCAUACCCAUUUUCAGAAUUAAAGGGUAAGGUUGUUCUUAUCGUCAAUGUUGCUUCAAAGUGUGGAUUCACCCCUCAAUACGAAGGACUUGAGAAAUUGAACAAGCAAUUUGAAGGUAAACCAGUUCAAAUCUUGGGAUUCCCAUGUAACCAAUUUGGUAACCAAGAACCAGGCUCAGCUGAAGAGAUUGGAUCUUUUUGUAAAUUGAAUUACGGUGUUACUUUCCCUGUUUUGGCCAAGAUUGAAGUUAAUGGAAGUAAUGCCUCUCCUGUUUAUCAGUAUUUGAAGAGUCAAAAGUCAGGAUUGUUGGGAUUGACCAGAAUCAAGUGGAAUUUUGAGAAGUUUUUGAUUGAUCAGAAUGGAAAUGUUGUUGAAAGAUUUAGUUCCUUGGCCAAACCAGCAGACAUUGCUCCCAAGAUUGAAAGCUUGUUGAAGAAUAGCAAAUGA